GUUUUCCAAAUGGGACUGAGUCGCUCAAGAUGGCCAGAGCUGGAGGACUCGGCGUGUUCCGCCUCUUGUGCCUGUUCGCCGUGUUUGAAGCGGCAUGUCUGCUGGACUCCGGCAUGCUCUUCCCCCGGGAGUCCUCCUCCCGGGAGGUGAAGGAGCUCAACGGGCUGUGGAGCUUCAGGGCUGACCGGAGGAACCAGGGGUUCGAGAGGGCAUGGUACAAAAGUCGCCUUGCAGAGACUGGCCCAGUGAUCGACAUGCCGGUUCCUGCCAGCUACAAUGACAUCACCCAGGACCCCACACUGAGAGAUUUUAUUGGCUGGGUUUGGUAUGAGAGGGAGGCGGUUGUGCCUGCCCGCUGGAUCGCCGACGAAGGAACAAGAAUUGUCGUCCGAGUGGGAAGUGCUCACUAUUACUCAGUAAUUUGGGUGAAUGGGGUGAAAGUGACGGAGCAUAAAGGUGGCCAUCUUCCUUUUGAGGCUGAGAUAGGCGCUUUACUCCGCAAGGACCCAACUCAGCCGUGCAGGAUCACCAUCGCUGUCAACAACACUCUGUCCCUGGACACUCUUCCACCGGGGUCCAUCAAGUACAUGAACGACAAGACCAAGUAUCCUGAUGGGUAUUUUGUGCAAAGCAUCUUCUUUGAUUUCUUCAACUAUGCCGGCAUACAUCGCUCCGUAUUGCUGUAUACUACUCCUAAGGCGUAUGUGGAUGACAUCACCGUGGUGACUAACUUCUUCGAUAACACUGGUGUUGUCCAAUACAAGUUAUCAGUCCGAGAUGCCGUCUCAGCCACCAUAAAAGUCACUUUGAUGGAUAAAGAUGGCCACUGUGUGGCCUUCUCCAGCAAGCAAUCUGGAGACCUCACAGUAAAGGAUGUCAUUUUGUGGUGGCCCUACCUGAUGCAUGAGAACCCAGGUUACCUUUACUCUAUGGAGGUCCGCUUAAAGGCAGCCGAUGAGAAAUCUGCGUACGAGGAUGUUUACACUCUACCAGUUGGCAUCCGCAUGGUCAACGUUACCAGCACCCAGUUCCUCAUCAACAACAAGCCCUUCUACUUCCAUGGAGUCAAUAAACAUGAGGACUCUAAUAUUCGAGGUAAAGGCUUCGACUGGCCCCUCAUUGUCAAGGACUUUAACUUACUGAAAUGGCUGGGGGCCAACUCGUUCCGUACUAGCCACUACCCCUAUGCAGAGGAGAUCAUGCAGAUGUGUGACCGCCACGGCAUUGUGGUGAUAGAUGAGUGCCCGGGCGUGGGCAUCAAAGACAUCCUCAGUUUUGGAAACGCCUCCCUGACCAAUCACCUGGUUGUCAUGGACGAGCUUGUGCGUCGGGACAAAAACCAUCCCUCUGUGGUCAUGUGGUCAGUAGCCAAUGAGCCGGCUGCAGAGAUGCCCCCCGCUGACUUCUAUUUAAAGACCGUGAUACAACAUACCAAAGCUCUGGAUCCAACUCGGCCCGUCACUUUUGUUUCAGACAGUAACUAUGCCAGGGAUAAAGGGGCUCCCUACGUGGACGUCAUCUGCGUGAACAGUUACUUCUCCUGGUACCAUGAUCCAGGCCACGUGGAGCUCAUCGCCCUACAGCUCAACACUCAGUUUGAGAACUGGUACGGAAAAUACCAGAAACCCAUCAUCCAGAGCGAAUAUGGAGCAGAUACGGUGCCGGGGCUCCACAGUGAUCCCCCCAUGAUGUUUACUGAAGAGUACCAGAACAUCGUCCUGAAAAACUACCACAAAGUGUUCGACGAGAAGAGGAAGCAGUACGUCAUUGGUGAACUCAUCUGGAACUUUGCGGACUUCAUGACUGCACAAGGGGUCCUGCGCGUGGUGGGGAACAAGAAGGGUGUUUUCACCAGGGAGCGGCAGCCCAAAGCCGCAGCGUUCAUCCUGAAGGAGAGGUACUGGAGACUGGCCAACGAAACGGGCAGACUGCCUCCUUGGACCAAGUACCCCUGCUCAUUCUGACACCUGCCAGUCGGGUCACCCGGUCCAGGACGGGCUUGAUCCUACGUUUUCCUAUAUACCUCGUAAAAAAAACCAUGCAGUUUAGUCAAAGCGCUUAUAGAAUACUUAAUUGAAUCGCACCUUAAAACCAUUUUGAAUACGCGCAACCGAUCAAACCACCAUGACAUUCAGCUACGCUUCUCUCAUGGUCUGCAGUUAUGAACUAAACCAUCAACACUAAUGAACAUUUGAAUCAUUAUACAAUUCACAUGUUGGUGACAUGGUCUCCUGAGGAUACCUGUGACUAACACUCAAUUUAGCUGUUGGAGGAUUUUCUGAUGCAUGUGUGUGGCAGGACUUUCCACUGCCAUCUUAAGGUCACGAUCCCAAUUCUUCAUCACCGAUUGGCUCCCACCUUUCUACCUGGCAGAGAAAGCACACACCACAAUACAACCAAAUAUGUGUACUGUUAAUGUGAAUUGCAGUGCUCCAAUCAUUCGCGUUUUAUUUUUAUAUGUGAAAAUCAAGAAUUAUUUUAUAAGAAUCAACAUAUUAAAGACAACAUAAGAACUGUA
This is a messenger RNA of Pseudoliparis swirei, 2518 nucleotides long. It is a transcript of the gene gusb, whose product is annotated as glucuronidase, beta. NCBI's taxonomy places the organism in Eukaryota, Metazoa, Chordata, Actinopteri, Perciformes, Liparidae. Gene Ontology annotation, biological process: carbohydrate metabolic process; glucuronoside catabolic process. The record is from RefSeq and is a predicted model, not a curated record. The transcript has 12 exons. Bases 30 to 1964 code for a protein of 644 amino acids. Gene Ontology annotation, molecular function: carbohydrate binding; beta-glucuronidase activity.